UAUUAAAGCUAAUAUUAACUCUACAUUUGAAUUCAGAGAGUGAGUUACAUUUUUACGACUGUUUGGGGAAAUAUCACUUAAAGUUUUUUCAACAUUCUGUCCACAUUUUACGAAGAUUAAAGAUAAAAUGCAAUAAGUUACUUUAUCCCUCGGAGGAUGUUUUAAAAUGCAGUACAUAUUGCAUUAUACAUGAAGGCCAUGAAGCAUUUCUGAAAAAAAAUCAGCAAGCAAUGUAAAUGACAGGGGAAUGCGUAUAUAUAAACUUGUUUACAUUCACGUGAAUCAGUCUUCACACUUAUUUAGAUCAUUGCACAGUGCUGUUAAAAUCGUAUUGUUCUCUAAUAGUGUAGUUUUACAAAGUUUGCAAGAAAAAAAAUGUUUGUUACUUGGAAAAUGUAUGCUACAAUAUUUGCUUUUGCAUUUGUAGCUGUAUACGUUGCAGCUGAAAUACCUUCCUAUAUUCACGUAUGCGGUCGCAGAGAUCCAAAAAUCGAUCAGUGCAUCUUGAACAACGUUAAUAAUUUGAAAAGUAAAAUCUGCCAGGGAAUACCAGAACUGGAUGUUCCAUCAAAUGAUCCAUUUGUGAUUGACACUCUGGCCCUUACCAAUACAUCUGACAUAAAAUUGUAUAUCAGAAAUGCACAAUUAACGGGUCUAUGUGAUUUCAAGAUAAAUAAUUUUAGUAUAAACAUUGAUACUCUUCAUUACAAUUUUGAAAUUCUAUUCGAUCAGUUACGGGCAAACACCACUUAUGACUUUGAAAUACGUUUAUUAGUCCCCGUUGUACAUCAGGGACAGCUUUACAUUACUUCGGAUAAUGUAGGAGCAAACGUAACCUUAGACUUCAAUGUAGUAACCAAAAGAGGCCAAAAGUACACGUACUUGGCAAAGAUAAAAAUAAAUUUUAACAUAAAAGGAUACACCGCCAAAUACGAUGCGGACGAAGAGCGAUAUGGUCAACUGCGUGAAAUUAUUCGUGACUUUAUCGGCCGGAAUCAAAAAGAGAUUAUAAGCAGUCUUAAACCAACGCUAGAAGAGAUAAUCUCCAGACAAAUCGUGUUACUAGCCAAUAACAUAGUUAAACAUUUUACUUACGACGAGCUCUUUCCUGAUCGAAUAUAAAUCAUAUAAGAUUUUAUAAAUAUCCAUUAUCGAAAGACUUAAUUCAUUUUAAUCUAUUUUAAUCUGUUUUAAUAAAAAGAUUACGAUGCUUUAGAAUCAACUGUUAUACAGUCUUUCGAUAAUGGAUAUUUAUAAAAUUAAAAGUAAUUGCUUGGAUAUGAUGUACAUAUGUACAUAUGUAUAUGUAUAUUGUAAUAUUAGAAGAACUAACGUUAAAUACUGUAUUACAAUCUGAGAUAAUUUUAAAGAAGACGUAUAUACAAAUGAAAUAUACAUUGUAUACAUGUAUUUUGUAUUUACAUGCAUCUUUUAAGAGUAUUUUGUAUGUUGUAUUUAAAUACCUUUUGGAGAGUAUUUUGUAUUCUGAACUUUAUUUGUAGAUAAUUUAAACUAAGUAUGUAAAAAAUUUUUUUAUAAAAGCUAAAACCGCACCAUUGUUGACUCAAUCUAACGUUAUGUUAUGUUUGAGCCAUGCCAGUCAUUAGGAAGAAAAUAAAUUACACAUAAUCAUCUA
This is a messenger RNA of Solenopsis invicta (red fire ant), 1636 nucleotides long. RefSeq lists its product as uncharacterized. The record is from RefSeq and is a predicted model, not a curated record. The transcript is spliced from 3 exons. Lineage: Eukaryota; Metazoa; Arthropoda; Insecta; Hymenoptera; Formicidae. Bases 376 to 1122 code for a protein of 248 amino acids.